AUGAAAGACUUCCAUCUUUCAUACACGGACUUUAUGCUAGUACAGCCCUCUGACAACACGAUUCGCGACUGGAACCCAUCUCUCGGCCGGGCCUGUACGGCGGACGAUUUUCGGCCCGAUUUCUACUCUUCCCCGAAGAGUAGUUGGAACAAAUCUGUAACGGAAGUUUUCGUCGAAAGCUUCCUUGAUGCGGACACAUUCAGUUCUCAUGACGUUGCGGCCGUUCGGCGUGCAUUUGGGGCACGAUUAAAGUCACUCCGAAGGUCCAUGAACGUCGCCAGAAUGUCGCACAGCGAUUACUUGGAUCUCCAAGCGAAAGCCAGGAGAGACGAAAGAAAACGCACUAUGCCAAUGGGCUCACAUGCGGACAACUGGCAGCUUUUCUCGAGGCGCAUCAAUGCAGCUAUUGAGUUACCCGAACUCGCCGGAGAGCAUGUUCAUAUCCUUCAACGCCUUGGCGUGGAUGGGAUGAGCACAGACGAGUCGGACCAUGAACUCAUUGGGACCGGGAUUCCUCAAUUCCGCAUACGUAAGAAGGGAUGGAGGGAUGAGCGACUUGGCGUAUGGCUUCGCAAAUUCGAUGCUUUACAUCGCUUUCGUCGCUUCGCACCGAUUAGGCGUGCUGGACCAGGUGCGCAACCUCGUAUUCGACUCAUAUCCAACGUAUCCUCCACUCGCCCUCCCGUACCUGGCCUCCCAUUCAAUGCGUAUAAUGCAAAUUGGCUCCAACAUCUUCCUUCAUGGGGAGCAACUGAUCUUGAAGUUGAUUCUCGGAGAUACUGUUUUCAGUUCAACCCUCAAGCAGAGCACGUUGUCUUGGAAAAUAGUGGCCGGUUAGAUACCAUUGGUCACUACCCUUGA
This is a messenger RNA of Laccaria bicolor S238N-H82, 861 nucleotides long. RefSeq lists its product as uncharacterized. Lineage: Eukaryota; Fungi; Basidiomycota; Agaricomycetes; Agaricales; Hydnangiaceae. The transcript is spliced from 3 exons. The record is from RefSeq and is a predicted model, not a curated record. Bases 1 to 861 code for a protein of 286 amino acids.